AUGGCCAAAUCGGUGAUACAAAACAAAAUCCAGCAGAAUUUCAAAAACAAAGUUCUCCAAACAAAUCGGGUGCUUCCUCUUUAAUUGCAAAUGGUUUGAGCUUUGCAACCUUUGUAGGAUCAAUGAUCGCCUUGUUUUAA
This is a messenger RNA of Funneliformis mosseae, 140 nucleotides long. The record is from the annotation of a GenBank genome assembly. NCBI's taxonomy places the organism in Eukaryota, Fungi, Glomeromycota, Glomeromycetes, Glomerales, Glomeraceae.